Messenger RNA from Nannizzia gypsea CBS 118893, 1521 nucleotides. Its product is annotated as nucleolysin TIA-1. The record is from RefSeq and is a predicted model, not a curated record. Gene Ontology annotation, molecular function: RNA binding. Lineage: Eukaryota; Fungi; Ascomycota; Eurotiomycetes; Onygenales; Arthrodermataceae. Bases 1 to 1521 code for a protein of 506 amino acids. The transcript is spliced from 5 exons.
AUGGCUGACAACGCCCCACCAGCGACUUCGACCUCGCUCCCUCCCCCUCCCCAUCAGUCGGCUGCAGGCGCUCCAGGCCAGCAGCAACAGCAACAGCAGUUUGACAACUCCCAGGGAAAUGGACAGACAAACCCGUCACACAUGCCACCGCCACCGCUGCCGCCGGUUGUCAUCCCGCAAAACACCAACCCGAUUCCGACGGCAAUCACCUCGCCCAUGUCAGGGAACAUGAUGUCGCCUACCGCGGCCGGCGGUUAUGUGCGUCGUUCUGCUCCAGAGCCCAACAAGCGAGCUCUUUACGUUGGCGGCCUUGAUCCUCGUGUCACAGAAGACAUCUUGAAACAGAUCUUUGAGACCACCGGCCAUGUGCAGAGCGUUAAGAUCAUCCCGGACAAGAAUGCAUCCGCCCAGUUCCAGAGCAAAGGCUUGAACUAUGGCUUCAUAGAAUAUGAUGACCCUGGUGCGGCAGAGCGUGCUAUGCAGACCCUUAAUGGCCGCCGCGUUCACCAGUCAGAAAUCCGCGUUAAUUGGGCUUAUCAGUCCAACACGGCUUCCAAAGAGGACACUUCUAGCCAUUUCCACAUCUUUGUCGGUGACCUCAGCAAUGAAGUCAAUGACGAGGUUCUUCUCCAAGCCUUCUCUGCCUGUGGCUCAGUCUCCGAAGCUCGUGUAAUGUGGGAUAUGAAGACUGGCCGGUCUCGUGGCUACGGAUUUGUCGCCUUCCGUGAAAGAGCUGAUGCUGAAAAGGCCCUCAGCUCCAUGGACGGAGAGUGGCUUGGUUCUCGUGCCAUCCGCUGCAACUGGGCCAACCAAAAGGGCCAACCUUCCAUCUCCCAGCAACAGGCCAUGGCUGCUAUGGGCAUGACGCCCACUACUCCAUUUGGUCACCACCAUUUCCCUACCCAUGGCGUCCAGAGCUACGACAUGGUCGUCCAGCAGACUCCCCAGUGGCAGACCACCUGCUACGUCGGGAACCUCACUCCCUACACCACCCAGAACGACCUCAUCCCGUUGUUCCAGAACUUCGGCUACGUCGUCGAGACCCGCUUCCAGGCCGACCGUGGCUUCGCAUUCGUGAAGAUGGACACCCACGAGAACGCUGCCAUGGCCAUCUGCCAGCUCAACGGCUACAACGUCAAUGGCCGUCCGCUCAAGUGCAGCUGGGGUAAGGACCGUCCGCCAACCGGCCAAUUUGACGCAUAUUCGCCUCAACAGAGUGGAAACCCGGCCUUCAACUCUGGUUCUUCGCCGUACUUUCCUCAGUACGGCGGCCCGGGCGGCCCAAUGACGCCUCAAGGUGGAAUGCCUCCAGCCCAAGGCUACCCUCAAGUCCAAGUUCCUGUGCAGGGAGGUCCAGGAGGCCCUGGAGGCCCUGGUGGGCCUGGCGCCGCCUCUGCUGGCUACGGCCGUGGUCAGUCCAACCCUCCUUCUGCCGGCUGGGCUCAACAACCUAACAACGGCGUCGGUGUUGGUGGUGCUGGUGGAAACUUUGGUAACGGUUUCGGUGGUUAUCAGACUUAA